This is a messenger RNA of Bufo bufo (common toad), 777 nucleotides long. RefSeq lists its product as uncharacterized. NCBI's taxonomy places the organism in Eukaryota, Metazoa, Chordata, Amphibia, Anura, Bufonidae. The transcript is spliced from 10 exons. The record is from RefSeq and is a predicted model, not a curated record. Bases 52 to 777 code for a protein of 241 amino acids.
GACAGGUGUCUCUCCAUACAGAUCAUACUGAAGACACACUUUGCAUUCAGGAUGGAAAUGAGGACUUUAGUUCCAAUCCUGGUGAUUGCAGUCACAUUUUGCUUUGACCCAGCAACAUCAAAUCGCAUUAAAGAUGGCAAAAAGGGCACCAAACAGGGCACUGAUACAGUGUCAAGCUGCUUGCAGAAAGCCAUGGCAAAAGAUAAUAACGCUAUUGAUGGUGUGAUAGAAUUCCUGUGUUCAUUUAUGAAGUACAAGAAUACGACUAACAAAGAAGAACUCAUCCAAGCAAUUGAAAAUCUUGAGGAGGUCACUGGGUGCGGCACUAAAGACAUUUUUGGAUCUGAUGCAAGUCUGGAGCAGUUGCAUCUGGAUGAGAAUAAUGUUCUUACAAGCCAGAUAAUCGCCAUGGAAAAACUUCUGAAAAAUUACAUUCUUAUGCCUAUAGUAGCCCCUGUAUGUGAUCUGCUGGAUUAUAUAGAAAAUUCUACAGAUAUUGCCACACAGGACAGUGCAGGGAAAGGUCAAGGACAUAAACGGGCUACUCGAGACAUUUUAAGCCUUGUAGGUGGACUAUCAGGGGGUCUUGGUGGAAUAGGGGGACUGUUAAACCUACUUGGUUUAGUUGGUACAUUGUUAAGCCCAUUGACUACUUUAUUAUCUGGACUCAGUGGAGUGACAAACCUAAUUGGAGGUUUAGGGAAUGGAGCUACAGGACUUCUUGUUGCUAUACAGAUCUAUGUGUCUCAGAGGCAACUGAAGGCUUCUAUUAUCUGA